This is a messenger RNA of Esox lucius (northern pike), 3744 nucleotides long. RefSeq names its product inositol polyphosphate-4-phosphatase type I Aa (gene inpp4aa). Gene Ontology annotation, cellular component: cytoplasm. The transcript is spliced from 25 exons. The record is from RefSeq and is a predicted model, not a curated record. Lineage: Eukaryota; Metazoa; Chordata; Actinopteri; Esociformes; Esocidae. The coding region runs from base 388 to 3465 and encodes 1025 amino acids. Gene Ontology annotation, molecular function: phosphatidylinositol-3,4-bisphosphate 4-phosphatase activity.
AAGCACGUUUUUUAAUGAAGAGUGCUUCAGCCGAAGCGCGCCCGAGCGCGCCACAGUCCGUUUGAAUGAGAGAGGAGGGCCUCGCGACAGAUUUCUUACGUCGUAAUGUGUCAUUCAGAGCUCGGGCUAGGGCGAGUCUUACUGCAGACUCCGACGCUUUCAGGAGGAACCGAGAUGAGCAUCACAAGGCUAACAAAUAAAGUGCACAUUUAGGCCAGCCGUUUCAAAACAGGGAUGGAGGCAAUAGGUUGCGUGUUUCUUGAACUCCAUAAUUUAGAUUCCAGAGACUGAGGAGAUCAACCUACACACAAGGAGCGUAUCUGGACAGGAAGUUUUUCUUACCCCUUCACCCACGAACUUCAGCCCCCUGACCCUUGAUCCCUAGCAAUGAUGUCAGGAAAGGGAAAGGCCAGCCCGCGUCACCGGCCAUGGUCAGUGUAUCGGGCCAAUACCUUUGACCUCUCAGCUGAGAUGAUGGGUCUUACCCUGGCAGGUAACAGCCAAGACCCAGAUGAGCCAGUGUUGGAGUUUAGCCUGGCCUGCAGUGAGCUGGUCACGCCGUCACUGGAUCGCAAGCCAACCAGCUUUGUGGCGGUCAGCUGCACCACUCCUCCUCAGGCCUUCUGGACCAAACACGCUCAGACAGAGAUCAUAGAGGGUACCAGUAAUCCCAUCUUUCUCAGCAGCAUAGCGUUCUUCCAGGACUCUCUGGUUACUCAGCAGACUCAGGUCAAGCUGUCAGUGUACGAUGUGAAAGACCGCUCCCAGGGCACGAUGUACCUGCUGGGGUCAGCCAUGUUCCCUGUGAAGGAACUGCUGCAAGACAAACAUCACCGAUUACACCUGACUCUCAGGUCGGCGGAGGGGGAGAGAAUGGGAAACAUCACCAUAAUCGCCUGGCAGAUAGAGGAAAGACGAGAGCAGAGAGCCCCUGUCACCCGGCAGGACACCGUCAAUGGCAGAAUGGUGCUUCCAGUAGAUGAGAGCCUGACUCAGUCUGUGAACAUCAGGGCCAAGUCUGCCUCUUUGUGCAAAGAUACACUGCUGAAGGCUGUGUGUGGGGGCACUAUGUCCCGGAUGUACCGAUUUCCCACCACGGAUGGGAACCACCUGCGCAUCCUGGAACAGAUGGCUGAGAGUGUCUUGUCUCUUCACAUUCCACGGCAGUUUGUCAAGCUGUUGCUGGAAGAGGACGCUGUCAGGGUGUGUGAGCUGGAAGAGUUGGGGGAGUUGUCUCCAUGUUGGGAGAACCUAAGGAGAGAGAUCAUUACUCAGUACCAGACCAUCAUCCUCACCUACCAGGACACAAUCGGCGACCUGCACGAAUAUAAAGGUCCCUCCUUUAAGUCAAGUACCCUGAAAGCUGACAAGAAGCUUGAGUUCCUCCCUACUAACAUGCAUGUUCAGAGGAUGAGAGUACAGGGGCAGUCUGGCUAUGACAGAACCUAUGAUGUGGUGACUCUCGGUGCUCCGGCAGCCCACCACCAGGGCUUCAAGCACUGUGGCCUCAGGAAGCUCCUCCACAAGUUAGAGGAGGCCAGGAAACUCUCAUAUGAGGAGGAAUGCAGUGCUGGAUCUGGUUCUAAGCCAGUGGCGUACCUUCCUCAAGACGUGGUGAGGGCGAAGGAGCUGAUUGGUCAAAUCAACACGUUGAAGACUCAGGUGUGUUACUACGCUGAGCGACUGUCCCGGGCGGCCAAGGAGCGCUCAGCCAACGCUCUGGAGAGAACCCUCGCCAUCCUGUCUGAGAAGACUCGUCAGUUAGUGACAGUAUGUGACUCCAAGCUGUUGUCUUCUGCCAUCCUGGCCCUUUCCUCCGCCCGACCAGAGUACAUCGCCCAGAAGGGUACUCCCUCCCCGUCUUCCCUCACCCCCUCUCCAUCCCGAUCCCCCUCUCGUCACUCCACCUCCCCCUUGCGCCAGUCCACCUCCCCCUCACAUCCCUCCAUUUCCCCUCGCCAUUCAGCGUACCUGGAGGGAGAGGGCGUGAGGGGAAAGCGCUCUUCCCUACAUGCAGACUGGCAUGAGGAGGACUGGGAGAAGGUGUGGUUGAAUGUGGAGAAGAGUUUGGAGUGUGUGGUCCAGAGGGUGGACAGGCUACUGGCCAAGGAGAGGCUGCAGAGCGACAGCAGCAGUGAGGACGUGUUCCUGGACUCUCAGCAGCAGACCAACUCCUCCACUAAUAAAGGUGCCAGUGGAAAUAGGGAAGUCUUCUGGAUCCAUCCCGGAUCGACAUCUUCAUCACCUCUCCCUCCAUCAACAUCUUCAUCACUUCUUCCUCCAUCGACAUCUUCAUCCUCAUUGUCCUCAUUCUCUCAUCUGACCGCCACAUGUCAAUCAAACCGUGAAAAAGGACAGAGCUACCGCAGCUCAGAGGUGGAAAAAGAAAGACCCUCCCCAGGUGAAUGGAGCGAGGCGCUGUACCCCCUGCUCACAACGCUGACCGAGUGUGUGACUCUGAUGAGUGACAAGGCCAAGAAGUCCAUGGUGUUUCUCCUGAUGCAGGACAGUGCUCCCACCAUCGCCAUGAGCCUCGCUCUGCAGUACAGGAGAGACGUGGUCUUCUGCCAGACCCUGUCAGCUCUGAUCUGUGGCUUCAUCCUGAAGCUGAGGAACUGUCUCUGUGACGACGGCUUCCUCCGACAGCUUCACACCAUCGGCCUGUUGGUCCAGUACGAGGGCCUGCUCAGUACCUACGGGGAGGAGCUAGCCAUGUUGGAGGACAUGAGUGUGGGGGUUACGGACCUGCGGAACGUCACCUUUAAGGUCACCCAGGCAACCUCUGCCUUCGGCCCGGACAUGCUGCCUGUCAUCACCGGGAAUCGGGACGGCUUCAACGUCCGGGUUCCGUUACCGGCGGCGAUGUUUGACGCGUUGCCGCGGGAGAUCCAGAAUGGCAUGCUGUUGAGAGUGCAGCCAGUUCUCUUCAAUGUGGGAAUCAACGAACAGCAGACACUGGCCGAGAAAUUUGGAGACACAUCUCUUCAGGAGGUGAUCAACAUGGAGAACAUGGCUCGUCUCAGCUCCUACUACGACCAGUUCAAAGAGGUCCUACCUGAAGACUUCCUCCCUCGUUCCCGUAGUCACACCAGCGUUCCUGAGCUGCUGAAGAUGUUGGGGCAGAACAUCCAUGCCAAGAAGACCAAGAACGUGGAGAUCCUGUGGCAGGCAGCGGAGGCAUGUAGGCGUCUGAACGGUGUGCGUUUCACCAGCUGUAAGAGUGCCAAGGACCGCACGGCCAUGUCCCUGACCCUGGAGCAGUGCCUGGUACUCCAGCAGGAGCAUGCCCUCGCCCCACAGGUCUUCUACCAGGCCCUCGACUGCAUGCGCAGCGAGGGCUGCCGACGGGAGAACACCAUGAAGAAUGUGGGAUGUCGUAAAUACGCCUUCAACUCCCUGCAGCUGAGGGCAUUUCCCAAACAGUACCGCCCACCUGAGGGCACCUAUGGGAAAGUAGAAACCUGAUUGGACAGACCAGUUGCCCAUCUAUCCAAGUAGCCAAUAGAAGGGGAAAGGGAAUAAACGUUAACCAUAACAAAGUAAAAAUAACAUCACAAACGCAACCCCUCCCUAACGUAGCGCUGAUUCACAGUUGAUGAUGUCAUGUUAUCAGUGGUAGAUUGUUUGAUAGCAGUUCCCUCUACCGGCGUAAUGUCACGAGAACCACAGCAACAGACACAGCAGCACACACAGCAACAGACACAGCAACAACCACAGCAACAGACAGCAACAGACACAGCAACA